Dalotia coriaria is the source of this 4654-nucleotide messenger RNA. RefSeq lists its product as uncharacterized. Gene Ontology annotation, biological process: regulation of cell differentiation. Gene Ontology annotation, cellular component: membrane. Bases 108 to 932 code for a protein of 274 amino acids. The record is from RefSeq and is a predicted model, not a curated record. Lineage: Eukaryota; Metazoa; Arthropoda; Insecta; Coleoptera; Staphylinidae. The transcript has 6 exons.
CGUCGUCGCGCGCUCGCGUGCUCACCGUCUCCGCCCGCAGUCGCCGCCGCCCAGCGAGUGUGUGUGGGUGCUGUCGUGUGCCGCGACAUCACCGGAAGAGCGGAGACAUGUUCACGCUGUGCAUGUCGCGGGGGCCACCGCAUCGGGAUUCAAAUAAUUGUAACAUUGAAAAUAAACAAAUCAAAGGUGGUUACCUACUGCGAUACAGAAAAGGAUUUUUUUGUAACGGCUGGAGUGAAGAAUGGAUUGUUUUGUACGAAGACUCAACACUGGCGUGGUUUUCCGACAAGGGUUUAAGUCGAGCCAAAGGUUAUGUACGCAUUGGUGACACACCGGAUCUUCUAGCCGUUGGGGAGUAUACUGCGCAGGUACCACGACGUCCACGUAUACCGGAAGCGUGUCGUGUCGCCCAGUUAUUGGCCAUUGGCACCGGAAGGUCUCAAAGCGAUCCUGUUCAUUGGUUAUUGGCACAAUCAACAUCAGAACUUAACGAUUGGAUGACGGCGAUAAGCAACACGCUGCCACCACCGGAUCAGAUUCCCAUCAAGCGCUUGUCGUUGACGUCGCAUUCAAAUGGUUAUGUAUCAAAUGGCAACCUCCACAAUGGCCACCACCCAAAUCAUCACAACCACGCCACUUCAAACUGUCACAGAUCAUCGGAUGUAAAGAACAUGAAUGGAAAACAAACCAAACCUGGACCGGAAGCCGACGCGGAUCACACAGCUCUUUCAGGCUUAGCAAUCGACUGGGGCCAUGGUUGGGGCUGGGGCCAGGCAGCAUGGGCAGCACAAUCCGCUUGUCUACACGAUCACGCUGUGGCGACGGCGGCGGUAGUCCCCUCCGCUGGACUCUUCUGUAACGGCGGAGAAGACUACGGUAUAGGUGGCUACGAAGAAGUCGAUUGGAGUUCGUUCGGAGACUUCAGUUUCUAAUCCGUAAUUAAAUGUUUGGUAAACCUAAAGGUAGGCAACCCAUUGUACGCAACCAAAGUGUAACACAAGCGGAAAUGUCACGAGUAGCCGAAAACAAAGCCAUAAGCGUGUUCAACAGUUCAGCAUUCACCCAACAACAACACAUUCGAUGUUCUAGCCGAGAAGAUAUUGCAACAGCACAGCGACAGCGACGUUAUGACAGUUUGUAAGUUUUCAAAGCGCUGGCAGUGCACGAAUGAAAUCUUUAUGCUCAAAUUGCAUUUUAUCGACUGAAUCGCAAUAUGCGCUGUCUGCGUAAAAUAUGAUUGUUUGCAAAACAUCAACAGCAGCCAACACAGAUGUGAAUGUUGUGACUUUGAUUCGACUUUUCAUAAUCUGUCCUUCACUUUUACACAAUUGUCGUUUGAAGCAUAAAAUUCGAAUAGUUUUCAAGUGCAGAUUUAGUUGAAUUUGGAUUUUUUUUAUUUUCGGUUAUGAAAAUGAUGUUUUUUGGAGGGGGCGGCAACGGCUGGGUCGACUGGGUCGACGACUCGCGCGCGCCGGAUCGUUUGAAGCGCAAAGUAAACGCAAUAAAAGACGAUUGAAGACGCGUCCGCCCCCCAGCGGGAGGCGGUGGCUCUCGCUAGUAAAGCAAAGCGCGCGUCGAGCCCGAACGUCUGGGCAAACUUUUUGCCAUUUACAUCUAAAUUGUUCGAAGGUGCCAAACCGAUGUCACGACAGUCGCACCAGGCGCGCCAUUAUUUUCAUUCAACAAAUCUCUCAAAAUAUCGACAUCGACAUCUUGGGGGGCGGUUACACAACACACAAUAUUUUUAUUUCACAUCAAAUCAAAUAUGAAAUUAUUUGCGCAUGCGCACUAUAUCAGCUAUUUUUCUAACUCACCUAACCUCAAAGUAGAACUAUAGUCUAACCUAAAGCAAUGCAGGUUCAUUGCGGCACGCAUAAUUAUUUUCCUUCCAAUGAAAUAAAUAAAUUAAAUGUGUAUAUAAAAGGCUCGCAGCGCGUAUUAAAGCGUAGCCGUAAUCAUGAUAUCAUCGUAAUCGUAAACCUCAAGCAGAACGCAGAUAAAAUCCGACCACAUAAAACCCGCGAAUAAUGAAUAACGUAAAUCGCCUGAUAGGGAAAUAUUAUUAAGAUCAUUAAACGAUAAUGAAGAGUAUAAUAUUCUAAUUAAUCGUAAAACCAAAUUCCACGUAUUAAAAAUAAUCGCAAAUCGAAACCAAAAACCAAUAGGUAUAAAAUAUAAGAAGAAAAUAGAGAAAAAAGAAGAAAACUGUCACAAAGUAUAAAUACAGCGUUAUAAACGCAGUACAUGCAUCUACACACCAGAUGGCGCAAGUUACCACUCAAUAUAAUAAUUUUGUGACAGUUUACAAUAAAUAUAACCAUUUAUUUCACACAUAUUGUCACAUUUGACACAGUAGUGUAUUUUUAUAACUAAACGUCACCUAAUAUCCACUCAUAGCAAGACCUCAUGAGUUUUUAUUGCUUUGAUUUGAUAAAAUCGAGAAAUAAAACGAAUAAUCUAUUUCAUAUAGGAGAAAAAUAAGAACUGCAAAAAUCACACUGAACAUAACCUGUAAAUCACGUAUGUAACCUCACAAAUCCUUAUUCUAACCUCUAAAACAAAACAUGCUAUAUAACGAUAUGUAUAAUGAUUGAAGAACUUAACUGGAAAUGGCGUCUUCUAAGUGUUGAUUUUAAACACAGAUGGCGCUAUACGCGCUCAGCUAAUGAAACUCUAUAUAAAUGUAAAUGUUUAGAUGAACAUUGAAAUGUUUUAGAAGCACUAUAUCGACGUCAAAAGCCCACGCGAAAUAAUUAUACUUGUGUCAUCACAGUAGCGUACACACAUACAGGGUGUUCGGAGAAAUUGAGAAAUUCCACGUGUACCAAAAUUAAUCAUCUAGAUAUAAUAAUUAGCCCACUAUAUACACACGACAAUGUAACAUUAACAUUGUAUAUUGUAUCGAUGCAAAGGUGUAUUAAUUCUAAAUCUAUAACGCAAACUCUGACACACACACAAGCGCACGAGUUUGCUCGAAAUGCCAAGAGAAGAAAAAAAACAAAACGUAAAUUAUAAUGAAACACACAGUAUAUAGCGCUAAGUAAUUAGACUGAAAGACGAUGUAAAUGUAAGCGUAACGUGUAUUUGUAGGUUAGAAAAGUGUGGUCGUAUUAAAAAUGAUGAAUUUUUGGUUUGUUUUCGAGCACCAAACACCAAAAACAAGUGGCGCCCUCUGGACGCCGAUAGCACUUAACAACCGAGCACAAAUAAUUUGUACAUUUUCACUGCCAGAUAUAAAAAAGAAAAACAUUUUAAACUAAUCCACAAAUUAAUCUAAAAUAAUAGUUUAAUAAUAUUUUCAGUUGGUAUAUAUUCAAACUAACGCCAUUUAUGAAUUACAUUUUUAAAUUUAAAUUUAGUAAUGGUUUUUAAUGAAUACUAUAACUAUGCCACCUCAACACGUCGAAGUAACAUAACAAUCUUAUAAUAAAUUAAUAAGUUAGGCAAAUUGUGUUCCCCAAAUUGAGGUUAUAACCACUAAGAUUAAUGUUUGAUUGGAAUUGUCGUUAUGCGGCGCUCAGCUGGUUUGAGUAGCCAACAUGCGAACGUCCAACAGCCAAAACAUGGCCGCUAUAGUAGUAAAAAGUAAAUAAUACUAAUUGUAUUUAGUUGAUAUUUAAAUUAAAUUAAAUUAAAAUAAUAUUUAGUAACGUGUAUGAAAGGUAAUCUAACUCUAGGCUAUUAACCGAUAUAUCUAAUCACGUUUAAUCCCGUCGUUGGUUUUUGUUGGUUUGUAUUUCGAUUUUAUCGAGUUUAUAUAUCAUCUCUGAUUAUUGUAAGCUGAAACUCCAACCCGAAACUAGAAUAGCGAGCGUUUUCACGAGCGUUGGUAACGUUUUUUGCCAUUGCAACGCAAAUGGAAACGCAUUUAUCAAUUUUGUCCCUAAUCUUAGUCGUAAGUUUUAUAAUUAAAAUAUUUAACAAAAGAUUUAGAAAUGUAUUCAUGUUUUUGUUAGGUUACAAUCUGUGUUGACAGUUAAUACCGACGCGCAUGCGCAGUAAAAAUUUUAAAACAUGAUUUCUUAAAUUAAUUCAAUGAUAAUAUUGAUAGAGCUGACUGUAUUUAGACUAUUGUAAGUAACUAAACAAAUAAUUAGGAAAUAAUAGCUAAAUAUGUAACUACGAACAGAAAUAUUGCAAAAUUGUGGAGUUUGUGGCCAACGGAAUGAAAAACCCUUAUUAUUAUAAACAAUACCUUAUAUACCUUGAUAGAAACAAAAGUGAAGUUGAGAGUAACACUGACACUAAGUAAGCAAACCUACUGAAUGUGAUAUAUGUAUUUAUUUACCUAAUAUAUACGAUAUAUAUGCUAUAUAUAUUUACCCGCAUACUAUGAGACAAAUAUUUACACGAAUUGAUUGAUUUGUAAAUUUUAUAUAGAGGAAAAACCAAACACGUAAAACGCUACAACUUACAACUUACAAAUGCAGAGUAUUCGUCAGUAGAGUAAUAUUCAUAGAAGUAUUAAACAUUUGUUUAAAUGUUUAUCGCAUACACAUUGUAACGACAUACAAGAUUAUAUUAAUUGCUGUACAAGACGUGUAUUAAUAUAAAUGUAUGAUGAAAGCACAAGUGAUCUACUUUUUUAUUUGUUACUAGCUUUUGCACGCAACUUCGUCCUGGUAGUGUUUAAUAAAAAUGUAAUUCGUUUUUA